ACGUUUUAUUGAUGAACCAUAGAAAGAAUUCUAUCUGAAUGCAUCACAUCGCCCCUCCCAACAGGCAGAAGAUGAAAAAAAGCCUGAAAGCACAUUCCACCGAGCAGAAGAACAGCUUGUAUCCAGCUGUGUUCGGUGGAGGUAGACAGGAGAGAGCCGACCCUCCUGAAUCACGGAUGGAGAGCUAGCCAUAGGUGUGGAUGUCCUGAAGUCUGGGAUUAACAUGGCAUCUGCGGAUAGCGAAGUGAAAACACUGUUGAACUUUGUCAAUUUGGCUUCGAGCGAUAUCAAGGCGGCCUUGGACAAAUCAGCCCCUUGUCGGCGGUCGGUCGACCACAGAAAAUACUUACAGAAACAGCUGAAGCGUUUUUCACAGAAAUACUCGCGGAUUCCACGUUGUCACACCAACCGGCUUCUUGAAACCAGUCCGAAGGACGGGGCAGACGACAAGAGUCGGGCCUAUAUUCUACAGCACGCUGACGCUCACCUACACUUCCAACCUGCCGCCGACCAGGACUGCAGCGAAACCUUGCCGGGAACUAUCACGGCGGCUGGGAAACAGCUAGGCAGACAAAACCAAGUGCCCAUGAGGAAGCGGCAGCUCCCCGCGUCGUUCUGGGAGGAACCGAGACCGUCCAAAAACACCCAGCCAUUGAAACUGCUUCAUGUGGAACAAGCGGUGGCCGCCGCUGAAGACCCGCCGGGCCAGGGAUCUGAAAGCAAGCGAAUCCAGGAACGCACCAACCCACCCAAACAAUCCCCGACAUUCCCAGCAAUACAGCUGGACCGCGAGAGAGAGCCGGUGAAAUUCCACUUCAGUUCCCUAUCGCGCACAGUGAAUGUCUGCGGUUGCUGUCCAUUUCAGUACCAUGGUCACCGGGUAUAUCAGGGCCAAGUGGGCUUUCCUCCUCCUGGCUUCCCCGGCAUUGCCGUGUGGAGGAAAGGGAGGAACCCGUCAGCCGAGAUCCCGGUUUACUCCAAAGACUCUUUAAGCGGACAAAAAAUUCACAAACCUGUCGUUCUGAAGCCCAUUCCCACGAAGCCAACUAUCCCACCUCCCCUGUACAACGUCUAUGGUUUCCUUUGAUUGCUUGGAGUUGGGUGAACUUUCAGAAUUCCAGCAGGGACACUUUGUGAUGCUGGCAGUGCACGAAAGUUCACAACUGGUGCCCAUUUCAUGUAAUCGUUAAGCAAGUAGAAUUCUUGGGGGUGGGGGAUAUUGGGAGUGUGGGUGAUCGUGUGUUUAUAUAUAAAUGCGUGUCUUUCUGUAUAUUUUUGUGUGUGCACGCGUGUGUAUGACUGUGAGUUUGUUCUUGCUGGUGUGCGUGAGAACGAGCUUUCGUUUAGAUCUACACGUUAGAUCUACUUCUUCAAGAUCGAAGAUUGUUUAAUGUAAUUUCCAGUGCACAAGUGUAAAGGUAAACGAAAUCAUAGUUACUCCGGAUCCGAUCCAGUACAAAAAAAUUCAGUAAGAUAAUAAUAAUAAUAAUAAUAAUAAACACAAUAAAUAU
Molecule: messenger RNA, 1511 nt
Organism: Mobula hypostoma (lesser devil ray)
Lineage: Eukaryota; Metazoa; Chordata; Chondrichthyes; Myliobatiformes; Myliobatidae
Product: protein FAM181A-like
Exons: 2
Coding region: 224-1087 (287 amino acids)
Source: RefSeq, a predicted model, not a curated record